Schizophyllum commune H4-8 is the source of this 999-nucleotide messenger RNA. RefSeq names its product glutathione S-transferase. Gene Ontology annotation, cellular component: cytoplasm. Gene Ontology annotation, molecular function: glutathione binding; glutathione transferase activity. Lineage: Eukaryota; Fungi; Basidiomycota; Agaricomycetes; Agaricales; Schizophyllaceae. The transcript has 5 exons. The record is from RefSeq and is a predicted model, not a curated record. The coding region runs from base 117 to 779 and encodes 220 amino acids.
AGGGAGGCCUCUCAAACCGAGCAUCCUGGCCUCUAGUCGCUUAAUGCAUCCUUAAAAGCGCUGCUCCUUAUCUCAGACGUCGCUUCUCCUGCGCAGCCGCUCAAGACACCACAAAAAUGGUCCUCGAACUCUAUGGCUCAGAUCUGUCGACGACGACCCCCGUGGUGGCGCUCGUUCUGCACGAACUCAGCGUACCGUUCAAGUACGUGCAGGUCGACAUGCUCCGUGACGAGCAGAAAGACCCCGACUUCGUCGCGAAGCAGCCAUUCGGCUGUGUACCCUACAUCGACGACAACGGCUUCAUCCUGUACGAGAGCCGCGCCAUCUGUCGAUAUCUCUGCCGCAAGUACGCCGACCGCGGCGGGCGCGCUCUAUACCCCGACCCUGCCGAUGACCUCGAGGGCUUCUCCCUCGUUGAGCAGGGUAUCUCGAUCGAGUCAGCGGCCUUCGACCCCAUUGUGCGCUUCAUGUUCUGGGAGAGGGUGUACAAGCCAAUGAGAGGCAUUCAAGGCAGCGAAGUCAUCUUCGAAGAGGCGAGGCGCAUUUUGAACGAGAAUCUCGACGUAUAUGACAAGAUACUGGGGAAGCAGAGGUAUAUGGCAGGUGACACCUUUACCCUCGCCGACCUCUUUCACAUCCCGUACGCGACACGCCUGCUGCCACAGGUCCAAUACGAUUGCAUGGAGACGAGGCCGAAUGUAGCGAGAUGGUACCAAGAGCUGACAGCUCGACCGUCGUGGCAGGCCAACAAGGACGGCGUCAAGGAGAUUGCGUCAUGAAUAUGGGCAGGAAGGCUGUAGUCGGACGGAAAGGAGAGAGGUAUCUAUGCAUGGGUGUCCCUGUGAGGCGUUCAUGCCAGCGAAGGAGUUGAUAAGUUGGUCAUACGGGCCGCCGAUCCACUUCACCUGAAGAGGUGUUCCCGUUGCUACUGCAGAAGGGGUCAUAAGUUGCCAAAUUCGUCUACAAGCAUGUUAUGAAGCCCUCCGACGGCCUAGACCG